AUGUCAGCACCCCUAGAACUCACGCACCGGGGUUAUUACAGGACUAUUUACUUUAAAGAUAACGUUAGGUGUAUUUGUUUUACCGUGGUGACAGUCCACUAGCUUAAUGUUGCAAUAGCCUACAUUACAUUAAUGUUAGUGCGGAGGUAUUCCACAGCGAGCUAGCUAGCUAGCUAACGUUAGCCAAAAGUUUAUCCUUCAUGCUGGUAGGUGUCUGAGUCGGUACCUUAACGGAAACAUGUCGUUGUCUCUAGUGAAACGAUGGUGUGAAACACCUUUAAUAAGACGUGUUUUACAGUUUAAAGUGUACAGAAGGAAAAUACAAAGCUAUAACAUGAGCUACACGCAGCUGAGACACCGCUGGAUGAAAAGGCUGCCCGUGUUCACCAGCAGCUUCAACAUGGUCAGCACACAAACAGACAAGGACACUGUUGACCUGUCGAAGUUCCCUGUGGACAGAAUCAGGAAUUUCUGCAUCGUCGCUCACAUUGACCAUGGAAAGAGCACUCUGGCUGACAGGCUGCUGGAGAUGACAGGUGCCAUAGCAAAGACUGAGAAGAACAAGCAGGUGUUGGACAAGCUUCAGGUAGAGCGAGAGAGAGGGAUAACGGUGAAGGCUCAGACGGCCUCGUUGUUCUACAGCCACCAGGGACAGCAGUACCUCCUGAACCUCAUCGACACGCCCGGUCACGUUGACUUCAGUUAUGAAGUGUCUCGAUCGAUUUCUGCGUGUCAAGGUGUCCUGCUGAUUGUUGAUGCCAAUCAGGGGGUUCAAGCGCAGACGGUGGCCAACUUCUACCUGGCUUUUGAAGCUCAGCUGGCAAUCAUUCCUGUCAUCAACAAGAUUGAUUUAAAAAAUGCAGAUCCAGAGAGAGUUGAGUCACAGAUUGAAAAGGUGUUUGAUAUUCCGCAUGAAGAAUGCAUCAGGAUUUCAGCUAAACUUGGAACAAAUGUUGAAAAGGUUCUCCAAGCGAUCGUGGACAGAAUUCCACCGCCUGUGGCGAAUAUCAACGACCCAUUCAGAGCCCUAGUGUUCGACUCCAAUUUCGAUCACUAUAGAGGAGUGGUAGCCAACAUUGCUGUGUUUGGAGGACGGGUCCGGAAAGGGGACCGGAUCGUGUCGGCACAUCUUGGCAAAACUUAUGAAGUUAACGAGCUGGGGCUUCUCCGGCCAGACGAGCACCCAACCCAGAAACUGUUUGCAGGCCAGGUGGGCUACAUCAUAGCAGGGAUGAAGGAUGUGAAGGAGGCCCAGAUCGGUGACACACUCUACCUCCAGGAGCAGCCGGUGGAAGCUCUUCCAGGGUUUAAACCCGCCAAAGCCAUGGUCUUUGCUGGCAUGUAUCCGAUGGACCAGUCAGAGUACCCGGGACUUCGCAGCGCCAUUGAGAGGCUGACCCUGAAUGACUCGAGUGUCACACUGCAGAGAGACAGCAGUCUGGCCCUGGGAGCAGGCUGGAGACUCGGCUUCCUGGGUCUUCUCCAUAUGGAGGUGUUCAAUCAGAGGCUGGAGCAGGAAUACAAUGCCUCUGUCAUAAUAACAGCACCCACCGUGCCCUACAAGGCCAUCCUCACUUCACCCAAACUCAUCAAGGAACACGGCAGUGAGGAGAUAACCAUCGUGAACCCUGCUCAGUUCCCAGACAGAUCAGUGGUGUCAGAGUAUCUGGAGCCGGUGGUACUGGGGACCAUCCUCGCUCCAGACACUUACAUCGGCAAGAUCAUGACUCUCUGCUUGAAUCGCAGAGGCAUCCAGAAGAACAUGGUGUACAUAGACGACCAGCGCGUCAUGAUGAAGUAUCUCUUCCCUUUAAACGAGAUUGUUGUGGAUUUUUAUGACCUCCUCAAAUCGCUGUCCUCUGGAUAUGCCAGCUUUGACUAUGAGAACGCAGGCUACCAGGCUGCUGAUUUGAUAAAGAUGAAUUUUCUGCUGAAUGGGCAACCUGUGGAAGAACUCACCACUAUUGUACACAGAGAGCGUGCGUACAGCUCAGGAAAGGCCAUGUGUGAGCGACUCAAAGACUCCAUCCCGAGGCAGAUGUUUGAGAUCGCUGUACAAGCUUCUAUUGGAAGUAAAAUCAUUGCAAGGGAAACAAUUAAGGCGUACAGAAAAAAUGUUCUCGCUAAAUGUUACGGAGGUGACAUAACCCGGAAGAUGAAGCUGCUGAAGAAACAGGCUGAGGGUAAAAAGAAAAUGAGGCGGAUCGGCAGCGUGGAAGUUCCUAAAGACGCCUUCAUUAAUGUACUGAAGAGAAAAGAUAAAUAAAAUGCAACAUAAUUAGUAUCUUCUUAUGUAAUAAUGUCAUUAAUAUAUGCGACAGGUCAUUAUUAUAAAAGGUUCUUCCAGACUUCCUCUCAAUAAAUUGCUUAUUGAUGCUGCAAA
Plectropomus leopardus (leopard coralgrouper) is the source of this 2383-nucleotide messenger RNA. RefSeq names its product GTP binding elongation factor GUF1 (gene guf1). Gene Ontology annotation, biological process: positive regulation of translation. Lineage: Eukaryota; Metazoa; Chordata; Actinopteri; Perciformes; Serranidae. The record is from RefSeq and is a predicted model, not a curated record. Gene Ontology annotation, molecular function: GTPase activity; GTP binding; mitochondrial ribosome binding. Gene Ontology annotation, cellular component: mitochondrion.